CUCGAGGCUCGCGGAGCUGGACCACUCAAUCCCCGCGUAAUUCAGGAAUCAGGACUCACUCAGAGAUCCCUCCUCAAGUCUGGAGCAAGUCGGCAAGGAGCGGCGUGUCGAGGACAGAGCAGACCAUUGUCACACAGGAAUAGACUAGGAGGGCAGGAUAGACUCUGCCCUAGAUAUAUAACACGUUAAUUAGAAAGUAUCGCUCAGAAUUUCAACUUGCAGGACGAAAGAGUUGUUGGUUAACCCCUCUUUUAGGGGGUUAACGCUACGGCGGAGGUGUCGACAUGGAUAAAGUUGUCAAUUGCUUGUUUGCUGCAAUAACCCUUCUGCUGUCCGUUCGAUCCGAAGUUUUUAGAGGUGACUGUAACUUUGAGAAGCCACUGGCAGGCUGCGGCUACAGCCAAGGCCGGGAGGAUGACCUUGACUGGGAGCAGGUCAUCGCCCGAGCAAAGCCCUCCCCGGAUCCCUGGAUGCCCUCAGGCCCCGCCUUCAUGAUGGUGAACACGUCGAACCGCUUCGCCGGCCAGAAGGCCCUGCUGCUGACGCCCCAGCUGAAGGAGAACGACACCCACUGCGUCCUCUUCCACUACUACGUUGGAGGCCGGGACAACAGCCGGCCCGGCCAGCUCAACGUCUACAUCAAGGAGAACAACAGCCCUCUGGGCAUGCCUAUCUGGAACGUCUCCGGCCCCGCCACCCGCACCUGGGGCCAGGUGGAGCUGGCCAUCAGCACCUACUGGCCCAACUUCUACCAGAUUGUGUUUGAAGUGGUUACCUCGGGCCAGCGGGGUGUGCUGGCCAUCAAAGAUGUCGCCGUCCAGGGCCAUCAAUGCAUGAACACGCCUCACUUCCUGACCAUAAAGGGUGUGGAGGUCAAUGCUGGACAGACCGCUUCUUUCCACUGCACUGUCAAUGGUCGCAAGAGGGACAACUUUCACCUCUGGCUCCAGGGCAUCGGUGGACGCGAGGCCCCCAUGAAGGCCACUAAACCUUGGAACAACCGCCGCUUCAUAGGCACUUUCGAUGUGGAGAACACCACCAAGGGCGACUCGGGCCGCUACCGCUGCAUCGUCCACUCGGACAAAGGGGUUGGAGUGUCCAAUUACGGAGAACUCACUAUAAAGCAGCCACCGGUGCCCAUCGCCCCCCCCCAGCUGACGGCCGUGGGGGCCACCUACCUCUGGAUCCAGCUCAACGCCAACUCCAUCAACGGCGACGGCCCCAUCAUCGACCGAGAGGUGGAGUACCGCACGGUCUCCGGCACCAUGUACGACCUGCAGCCCGUGGACAAGACCACCCACAAGAUCGGCCACCUGGACCCUGACACCGAGUACGAGAUCAGCGUGCUGCUGACUCGGCCCCUGGAGGGAGGGACAGGGGCCCCCGGGCCCCCGCUCAGAGCCAGGACCAAAUGUGCCGAGCCGAUGCACGGCCCCCAGAAGCUGGAGGUGACGGACGUCCAGUCGCGGCAGGUGACCCUCCGCUGGGAGCCGCUGGGCUACAACGUGACCCGCUGCCACAGCUUCAACCUGACGGUGCACCUCCGCUACCGGGUGGUGGUGGCCGGCGGCGGCGGCGGCGGCGGCGGCUCCAAGGAGGAGAGCCGCGAGGAGGUGUGCUACGACGCGCAGAGCCCCCGCAGCCCCCAGCACACCCUGCACAACCUGACGCCCUUCACCAACCUCAGCGUGCGGCUGGUGCUCAGCAACCCGGAGGGGGUGAAGGAGAGCGGGGAGCUGGAGAUGCAGACGGACGAGGACGUGCCAGGAGCCGUGCCUCUGGAGUCCAUCCAGGGCAGCGCCUACGAGGAGAAGAUCGUGCUGAAGUGGAGGGAACCGGCGCACACGUACGGCAUAAUCACUCAGUACGAGAUCUCCUACAAGGCGGUGAGCUCCUUCGACCCCGAGCUGGACUUGUCCAACCAGAGCGGCAAGGUGAUGAAGCUGGGCAACGAGAGCACCCACAUGUUCACCGGACUCUACCCGGGCUCCACCUACUCCUUCACCCUCCGCGCCAGCACCGCCAAGGGCUACGGCCCGCCCGUCAUCACCCAGUUCACCACCAAGAUCUCAGCCCCCUCGAUGCCCACCUACGACAAGGAGACCUCCCUGAACCAGAGCGACACCACGGUGACGGUGCUACUCAAGCGAGCCCAGAGCAGAGGGGCUCCAGUGAGUGCCUACCAGGUGGUGGUGGAGGAGGAGAGGCCUCGGCGAGCGCGCGGCACGGCCGAGAUCCUUCGCUGCUACCCGGUGCCCAUCCACUUCCAGAACGCCACGGCGCUCAACUCGCCGUACUACUUCACCGCCCAGUUCCCGGCCGGCGGCGUCCAGGCGGCGCAGCCCUUCACCGUGGGGGACAACAAGACGUACAACGGCUACUGGAACGCCCCGCUGCUGCCCCAGAAGAGCUACAGCGUCUACUACCAGGCCGUCAGCACGGCCAACGGGGUGGGAAACCAAAUCGACUGUGUCCGAGUCGCCAGCCAAGCCGCCAUUCUGGUGACGCAGCUCACCACGCCCUACGUCCGCAUCGUGCCAGCCGCCGGUGGCAGCCAGCUCACAGGCGCGGCGGACCACAAGCCCGACGCGGUGGAGCCGGAGAAGCAGACGGAUCACACGGUGAAGAUCGCCGGGGUCAUCGCCGGCAUCCUGCUCUUCGUCAUCAUCUUCCUCGGGGUGUGCUCUCUGAUGAAGAAAAGGUAUGACACCACCUGCUGGUGGGACACUCACACGUCCGGGAGAGACCCCCGGUUGGAACAGCUCACUGUCUCUCUGUGUUUCUCUCUCUGUCUCUCUCGCUCUGUCUCUCUCUGUCUGUCUCUGUCUCUCUCGCUUCUCGUCUCUCUCUCUCUCUGUCUCUCUGUGUUUCUCUCUCUGUCUUUCUCUCGCCCAGGCCCUAUGCAGGAGACAGUCUUUGACUUCUGGAGGAUGGUUUGGCAGGAGAACACAGCCGCCAUCGUCAUGGUGACCAACCUGGUGGAGGUGGGCAGGGUCAAGUGCUGCAAGUACUGGCCCGACGACACAGAGAUCUACCGGGACAUCAAGGUGACGCUGAUCGAGACGGAGCUGCUGUCGGAGUACGUCAUCAGGACCUUUGCCGUGGAGAAGAGAGGCGCUCACGAGAUCAGGGAGAUACGACAGUUCCACUUCACGGGCUGGCCGGACCACGGCGUGCCCUACCACGCCACAGGGCUGCUGGGCUUCAUCCGCAGGGUCAAGUCCAAGACCAUGACCAACGCCGGGCCAAUGGUGGUCCACUGCAGUGCGGGGGCGGGCCGGACCGGCUGCUUCAUAGUGAUUGACAUCAUGCUGGACAUGGCUGAGAGAGAGGGCGUGGUGGACAUCUACAACUGUGUGAGGGAGCUACGCUCACGCAGAGUCAACAUGGUCCAGACAGAGGAGCAGUACGUCUUCAUCCACGACGCCAUCUUGGAGGCGUGUCUCUGCGGGGACACCACCAUCCCGGCCAAUCAGCUGCGCUCGGUCUACUACGACAUGAACCGCCUGGACCCGCAGACCAACUCCAGCCCCAUUAAAGAGGAGUUCAGGACCCUGAACAUGGUGACCCCCACCCUGCGGGUGGAGGACUGCAGCAUCGCCCUGCUGCCGCGGAACCACGAGAAGAACCGCUGCAUGGACGUGCUGCCGCCGGACCGCUGCCUGCCCUUCCUCAUCACCAUCGACGGGGAGAGCUCCAACUACAUCAACGCCGCCCUCAUGGACAGCUAUAAGCAGCCAUCUGCGUUCAUCGUGACCCAGCACCCCCUCCCCAACACGGCGAAGGACUUCUGGAGGCUGGUGCUCGACUACCACUGCACCUCCAUCGUGAUGCUCAACGACGUGGACCCCGCCCAGUUGUGUCCACAGUACUGGCCAGAGAACGGCGUUCACCGCCACGGACACAUCCAGGUGGAGUUCGUGUCCGCUGACCUCGAGGAGGACAUCAUCAGCAGAAUAUUCCGGAUUUACAACGCUGCCCGGCCCCAGGAUGGCUACCGCAUGGUGCAACAGUUCCAGUUCCUGGGCUGGCCCAUGUACCGGGACACGCCCAUGUCCAAACGCUCCUUCCUCAAGCUCAUCCGACAGGUGGACAAGUGGCAGGAGGAGUACGACGGGGGAGAGGGACGCACCGUGGUGCACUGUCUAUCGCACGGCAGACAGGGCGAGGGAACGCUGCUGCUGCUGCUGCUGCUGCCGCCGCUGCUGCUGGCGUCCAGAGGGCGGACAGGAUGUGGCGGACAGGUCCCAAGCUUUAAUCUCCACUACACAUGCGGAGCCUCAAGGGGCAUCCACAGCAAUUACCGCAGCAACACAGAGUUCGGCUCUCCGGGUCAGCUGAAGGAGAAGAGGGAUCAGGUUGAUCCUUAA
Gadus macrocephalus (Pacific cod) is the source of this 4370-nucleotide messenger RNA. RefSeq names its product receptor-type tyrosine-protein phosphatase mu-like. The record is from RefSeq and is a predicted model, not a curated record. Gene Ontology annotation, cellular component: membrane. Gene Ontology annotation, biological process: protein dephosphorylation. NCBI's taxonomy places the organism in Eukaryota, Metazoa, Chordata, Actinopteri, Gadiformes, Gadidae. Gene Ontology annotation, molecular function: protein tyrosine phosphatase activity; protein binding.